Molecule: messenger RNA, 846 nt
Organism: Adineta ricciae
Lineage: Eukaryota; Metazoa; Rotifera; Eurotatoria; Adinetida; Adinetidae
Source: the annotation of a GenBank genome assembly
AUGGGCCUUGGAUCAUCAAGAAGAGACGCUCCAGUAUUCAGUGUGCACGGUCGUCUUUAUCGUAUCUUAGAUACAAUUGGUCAAGGUAGUGAAGCUACUGUAUAUAGAUGUGAAGAUCAAAAUGCUGCUCAAUAUGCUGUGAAAGUGUUCUAUUUUUCACGUUAUUCUCCUGUGGAUUUACGACAACGAAUUCCAAAUUUUAAAAAAGAAGCGAAUCUAUUACGAUUACUUUCAACACGUUCAAGACAUUUCGUGCAUUUAAUCGAUUAUGAAUAUAAACCUGAAGAAAAUAUUGGUUAUAUGAUCAUGGAAUUAGGAGAUGGUAGUUUACGAAAGAACUUAUCUGGAGUACCAUUAGAUGAUCCUAUACGACGUUCAUAUUGGAGACAAAUUGUGACCAUCUUGAAAGAUCUUCACGACAUGCGUGUCGUUCACGCUGACAUUAAACCCGAUAAUUUAAUCUUAGUCAACAAUGUGCUCAAAGUAACUGAUUUAGGUCUUGCCUUUCGAGUGGCCUCACCAAGACAAACCGUUCGACGAACUGGAGUUCGUGGUACUCUUGAUUACAUGGCACCUGAAGUAUUCUCUCAUCAAACGAGUCAUAAAUCAGAUGUAUGGUCAGCUGGUAUAAUUCUCUAUGAAAUGACUUACGGUCGCCCACCUUACUAUGCUAUAGUCGAUCGGAAUCAAAAAGUCAUGGCUAUCUCCUCAAUGGUACCUAUAUCAUUUCCACCCGUGAGAGAUCGGGCCCUGUUCGAUUGUAUGAGACGUAGUCUCUCAGCAAAUCCAAACCUUCGACCUAGCGCUCAACAAUUACUAGGGCAUCCUUACACAAGAACGUUUUAA